Talaromyces stipitatus ATCC 10500 is the source of this 1580-nucleotide messenger RNA. RefSeq lists its product as uncharacterized. NCBI's taxonomy places the organism in Eukaryota, Fungi, Ascomycota, Eurotiomycetes, Eurotiales, Trichocomaceae. The record is from RefSeq and is a predicted model, not a curated record. The transcript has 2 exons. The coding region runs from base 147 to 1580 and encodes 477 amino acids.
GAGAACAACUUGAAAAUUAGUUUCAUUUCUCUCUGCUUUAUAAAGCCUGUUUUUUUUUCUCAGUGUCGAUUCCAUAUUUUCUUUGUUUUGGCCAGCACUCGAUUUCCUCCCUAUGAGUUACUCAGCUCAGUUGGAAGAUAUCAAACAUGUCUAGAUUGUUGCCAUAUUCUGAUCCUCCCUCGUCAGAGCGACGGCUACGAUUCGCUACGACGGAGAAACAUGAUGACCCUCUUAUAUAUAUCGAACGGGAGUCAAGACACCUUCAGCGACAGAUACAGACUUUGUUGGAUGCACAGAGCGAUGGGCUGCUAGCUAGCUUGCAAUCGCCAGGCUCUGCAUCAUCGGUAUCUGCAGUAGAAAGCCGAGAGCGAAGCGUCCGUAUGAUACCCGUUCGACAACCGCCGAAGAAGAAGAUCAGUUUGCGCGCUGCACGAAAGGGAAUAUUGCAGUCAAUGAGCGAUCUUCUCAGUCUCCGAGAAGUAGAGAAUCGGCUUUUACAUGAACGGAUACAGGAAAGACAGGAUGCAAUUGAAGAAGUGGAUACGUUUGCUAACAAGAAGGCCGGGCUCGAGAAGACGUUGUCGGAUUUGGAGAACGAUCGCGAGGGCAACAGGGCUCGGAAAUUAAAAGGGGAAGCGAAGAGUUUAGAGCACAAAAUUGAGGAAUUGGAGUUAGAGCUCGCAGAUAUGAAGGCAAGGCAUCGACAUAUUAUACAAGAGGUUUCGCGACUAGAGAAUGCCGUGGACGCCAAGCUCUCGUCUUACAAGGAGUCUCUGUCGAUUCUCGAUACAGAAGUCCGUCAGUAUCUGGAAAGGCCUCCACUCAAGCCUUUGCAGAAUGAUAAAAAGUCAUCUUUCUAUUCCUUGCACCCGAACAGACGAAAACUUGAAAUGGCUCGCGAACAUUGGCAGACGGAACAAUCAGAAUUGGCAAAGAGACAGGAAGCUGUAGAUUUGGAAAUUGCUGCCUUAGAUAAUGGCGGACCUGUAUGGCAGAGCGUGGUCAAAGAAAUAUCAGGUUUUGAACGGAAAUUAAAGGACGAAAUGCAACAAUAUAUCAUGCUAUCGAAGUCGUCCAGGUUACCUUCUGAUAACGAGGAAGUAGCGAAGAGAGAACAGGGGAAGAAGAUUAUUGAAGACCUAGAGUCUACCAUGCGUGUCAUCGAGGAGAAGCUCGAGUUGGCCGAACAGAAAGAUUGGAGAUUGCUCGUAUGCAGCAUUGGUGCAGAACUCGCCGCUUUACGAGAAGCACAGGAUAUGCUAAAGCAAAUGUUCGAUUACAUGGGUCAACAGGACGCCGAACGUGAGAACGAUGUAGCUACAGAGCCUACCACUGCAAGGAAUAGUGUCAGCAAUUUAAGGGGGUCUGAUCAACGACGAGAAUCUCAAGGUGCAGACCUAACUACCGCUAGCACAACAGGCAACCCUCCUACGAUCAGUAUGAGUGAGGAUGAGCAUGCAGAUGAACCACCAGCAGAUCUGUUGCAGGAUGCGACGUCUGCAGAACUACAACCUGCAACAUUUCGAUCAGAGGACGAGGACGACGAACCUGACCCAGCCUGGCUGCUCUCUGACCCAUAG